Molecule: messenger RNA, 6159 nt
Organism: Acinonyx jubatus (cheetah)
Lineage: Eukaryota; Metazoa; Chordata; Mammalia; Carnivora; Felidae
Gene: FARS2
Product: phenylalanyl-tRNA synthetase 2, mitochondrial
Exons: 9
Coding region: 304-1548 (414 amino acids)
Biological process (GO): phenylalanyl-tRNA aminoacylation
Cellular component (GO): cytoplasm; mitochondrion
Molecular function (GO): phenylalanine-tRNA ligase activity; ATP binding; tRNA binding
Source: RefSeq, a predicted model, not a curated record
CCGGCUAAGGGCCUUGAUAGCAAGGCCCCCUUUCUUGUCAAAAUGGCAGCGCCCAGCAUGCUGGGGAGGUAUCUCUAAGGUGGGGAGGGGGUGCGGCGGGUAAGAGACCUCCCAGGAGAGUAAGCAGCGUACCGCACUUCAGAUUUUGAAACACCCAGGGACCGCCAUACUACUUUCUACAGUGGCCUCACCAGUUUGCAUUUCCGUCAGUGGUGUGCCAGGCUUCCUAUUUCUCCAGAUCGCAGAUACUGUCUCCUUUGGGAUUAAAACAGACUAAAAGACUCUGUGAAAUAAGUUUCUACAAUGAUUUGUUCAACACUCAGGAGAGUUGGCCACGUGCAUAUCUACCUGGUGAGGAAGGCCAGCGGUGUCUCCAAAGGCCAUCAUCAACAGACUGUGGGCUCAAGACCUGCUGCUUCAGAGUUUGCUGCCCAAGGAGCUUCGGGCAACGUGCUGGAGCUGCUGGGCAAAUCCUACCCUCAGGACAACUACAGCAACCUCUCCCGGAAAGUUCUCUCCAGGGUUGGCAGGAAUCUGCACAAUCAGCAGCAUCACCCUCUUUGGCUGAUCAAGGAGAGGGUGAAGGAACACUUCUACCAGCAGUAUGUGGGCCGCUUUGGGACUCCGCUGUUCUCAGUUUAUGACGACCUUUCUCCAGUGGUCACCACCUGGCAGAACUUUGACAGCCUGCUCAUCCCAGCUGACCACCCCAGCCGGAAGAAGGGAGACAACUAUUAUGUGAAUGGGACUCACAUGCUGCGAGCUCACACGUCCGCACACCAGUGGGACCUGCUGCAUGCUGGGCUGGAUGCCUUCCUGGUGGUGGGUGAUGUCUACCGGCGCGACCAGAUAGACUCCCAGCAUUACCCAGUUUUCCACCAGCUGGAGGGCGUCCGACUCUUCUCGAAGCAUGAGUUAUUUACUGGCAUAAAGGAUGGAGAAAGCCUGCAGCUCUUUGAACAGAGUUCUCGUUCUGCCUGUAAACAGGAGACACAUACCAUGGAGGCCACAAAGCUCGUUGAAUUUGACCUUAAGCAAACGCUUGCCAGGCUUGUGACACAUCUUUUUGGAGAUGGACUGGACAUUAGGUGGGUAGACUGCUACUUCCCUUUUACUCAUCCUUCCUUCGAGAUGGAGAUCAACUUCCACGGAGAAUGGCUAGAAGUUCUUGGCUGUGGGGUGAUGGAACAGCAACUAGUAAAUUCAGCUGGUGCUCAAGAUCAGAUCGGUUGGGCUUUUGGCCUGGGAUUGGAAAGACUGGCCAUGAUCCUCUAUGACAUCCCUGAUAUCCGCCUCUUCUGGAGUGAGGAUGAGCGUUUCCUGAAGCAGUUCCGCGUGUCGGAUAUCAACCAGAAGGUGAAAUUUCAGCCUCUUAGCAAAUAUCCUGCUGUGAUAAAUGACAUCUCAUUCUGGUUACCCUCUGAGAAUUAUACAGAAAACGAUUUCUAUGACUUAGUACGAACAAUUGGAGGAGACCUGGUGGAAAAAGUUGAACUGAUAGACAAGUUUGAACAUCCAAAAGACAUGUCAAGUAAGAAGUUGCUGUAGCCAAAGUCAAAGAGGUUGUUGCCUGUUUUUCUCUUGAGGAUUUUGAUGGUUCCCUGAGGAAGAGUUUCUGAACUCCUAAGACUAUAUGGUGAACAUAUAAUGAAAACACCUGCACACCAAGAAGCAGAAAUGUUCACUCUGAUGACCAUCCUGCAGUAGGGCAAUGCUCAGGCACAGAAUGUUACUUUCAUUUGUAAGACAGAGGAUCCCUCCACAACGUGAUCACUAUUCAGCCACAGCACAGACCUGCUCCUUCCUUUCCUUGAGAGGUGCCAGUUGUGUGCACUGAUUCCUUUUAACCCUUGUCUCCAAAGAACUGAAAGAAUAUCAGCAUUUCUACACACGUGAUCUUGAAUAGCCUCUCAGCAUGUUUAGUGUAUGAUUUCCUUAAAAGCAUUCUUACUAGGUGAUACUCUUCCCAGAGAAAAGCUUGGAGGUCCAAGGUUUGAUCUACCAGUUUUAAACUCAUUAUCAGUGGCUCACUUAUCUUAUGAUGUUCCUAAGGUUUCAACCUGCAUCCCUACUUCCAGUAGGUGAUAAUAUAGUUUUUAAAAUUCUUAUCCUUUGCCAAAGGAUGGAAAGAAGCUAGAAUGAGUGACAGGUUUACUGUAGUGUCAUUCCCUGAAUGUGUUUACAAAUGGGAGUAGCUACAAAUGCAGGAUCAUCGAGGGCUCACCUUAAUGUAACUUAGAAAAUGGACCAAAUAAACUCCCACCCCAUAGUUGACCCAGGUCUCGUGAUUCUGAAGAAGUGACAUUUAGCACAGUAUAGGACCUUACCGAAUUUCUUUGCUUUAAAAACGUACCAGUUGACUUGGGUAAGACAUUCUUUACACCUUCAGGGAUACUUAAACACUUCCUAUGUUAUUCUGGAAACCUUUCACCCAGCAGUAAAUAUUAUCAACCUCUGAAACAGUGAAUGACAGUCAGCCUGCCACUGGUGUAAAAUCAGGGACCGGAACAGAGCACUUUCCCUGAUGCAGUCAGAAUUAAGACAGCCAGAAUGUGCCUUAAGUAUCUAAGAAAAACUUGACCAAAGCGCAGGGCCACUGCGUCUGUUGUUACUUUAGAUUUAUUCAAUUAGAGUCCCAAGCAAAGUAAAUUGAGCUGUGUGGCUGAUUUGAAUAUUACCUUGGAAGAGAGUAUAAAGAGAUUAACAAACCCUAAGGGACUAGGAAGGAGAGUGCCAGGCUCCUCCUUCUGUCCCCACACUUGGGCCGCCUUUUGCAGAUUUGUUUACAAAGGACCAGAAUCAAAGCAGGAGAGCAGACGUGCCUUUUGUUCAGUGCCUCACAGUCCUUUCUCUGCUUCACCAUCAUCAGAAAUUUCCUCCGUGUGUGUGUGUGUGUGUGUGUGUGUGUCUGAGAGACAGUGUGUGUGUGAACUACAGCAAAAUCAAAGCUGGCAUGUGCGGAAGCUUUCAAGUUGAGGAAGGAGGCCCAUCCUGAGAACGGGGGACAUUUGGUCCGGUUGAAUUGUGCCUUUGUCUUGGCAUUUGUGUUGUCUGGCACAGUCGGCUGCAUUAAAUUGACCUGGUGCCACAAAACAAUUGGCACAUGAGAAAUAUUAAAAUUAACUGCACGGGACUUACAUUUCCUUAGGCUGUAGGGUAAGUUAACUGUGCGUUUCAACAGAGAGCUUCCUCCGUUCUACCGUCUCCAGUGCCAUGUGGCGAUUGGUUGUCUCCCACUUCAUUCAAAGACUGAGGCAUUUUUCCACGCGUUUUACUCAUGAUUUAACAGAGGUACAGGAAUAGGAUGAUGCCAGGGAGGCCAUCCUGUUUUCAGGAUGCAAGUGGUAUUUUUAAAUCAGGUCUUUCAUGCUUUGGCAGAUUGAGAUGGCAGUGAGUUUUCGAGUAGAGUAGGAAGCUGGACUGAGGACAGAGAGGGAGCAGUAGGGGGAAACACCGAGGACAAUGGAGAGGCCUUCUUGGGGAUUACUUUUCACUCUUAAUCAUGACUUUUCAAUGUCUUUUUUAUUCCCUUGGGUCCUCACUGUUUUCAGGGUAUGUCCAAUGCUGCUUAACAAAUAAAGUCUACACUAUUAGAUUAGGAAAGAAUAUAUCUAGGCUGCAGGGGCUCUGCCACUAACCAGCUGUGUGACCUUGGACUUAUCUCUGAGAACCCACUUCCCACCUGUGAGAUGAGGGAGGGGCUGGGGCCAUGCCAUUCUCUCUGUCUAUUCCAGAGCUCCCCAUCCGUGGUCUGCAUCUCAUGGCCUUGGAUUCCCAUCUGUGGCUCCUCUUCUCCAAAGCAGAAGAAGAAUUGCCUAAUGGGGUUUGGAUGAGCAAUCCAUUUAUUAAAACUGUUAUGGUUCUCCUAGCUCCUUGUAAGUAUUUUUAUCAGAGAAUACCUAGGGAGGGGAGAUGAAACCCAUCACUCCUUUACUUGUUAUUAGCACUGAUGAGUUUGAGAUUUAGGAGGAGAACGAAAACAGUGGCCCAGAUGUGUCUUUGGUUUAGUUUUGUUUGCUGUGUUCCUCCCCCACAGUUAGUAAGGGCAUGACUGUUCUUUUACCACUUUAUUCCAUCCCGAGCAGGGAGUUUGACUUUGGGCUGGCCUCCCUUUUCCUGCCUCCUCUUUCCCUUCCUUCCUGGUAGGCACCAAUGUCUUAUUUAUCUUUGUACCCUAAGCAUAGUAUUUGGCACAUAACAGAUGAUCCAAAUGUAUUUGUCAACUGCCUUGGUUCAAAAAGUAGACCAAGAAUAUGAGAAGGAAUACUUGGAAUUAACACUGGAAAUUAAUAUGAUCAACCAUGUCCUAAAAAUAAAAUGAAAUUAACAUUAUAAGCUAGGAAAGACAGAGCAUGCACACAUUUGCCAGCCUGGACUUGAAUAAAUGUUGGCAAGAGUUAUCGAAAAAAGUUUUGGGAUGGAUCGAUCCCUUCUUAUUUCUGUAGCAUCCUGGAAAAUUUGUAGCUUGCUCUAUCAAACACUCUGCAAUCACUGCUUUCUUCAUUCAGAAAGUUAGAGAAGCUCAUCCCUUACACCUUGAGAACAACAGAGCAAAAACCAGGUUCAAAAUAAAGCAUGACCUCUUGGGUUAGGCUUAUUCCUAAGAUAUCUUAUGGCUUUUGGUGCAAAUGUAAAUGGGAUUGAUUCCUUGAUCUCUCUUUCCGCUGCUUCAUUUUUGGUGUAUAGAAAUGCAACCAAUUUCUGUACGUUGAUUUUAUAUCCUGCGACUUUGCUAAAUUCACAUAUCAGUUCUAGCGGUUUUUUGGUAGUCUUUCGGGUUUUCCACAUAGAGUAUCGUGCUUCGUGUGGAAUUUAAGAAAUAAAACAGAUGCACAUAAGGGAAGGGAACCAAAAAUAAGAUAAAAACAGAGAGGGAGACAAACCAUAAGAUACUCUUAAAUACAGGGAACAAACUAAGAGUUGCUGGGGAGAGGCACUAAAUGGGUGAUGGGCAUUAAGGAGGGCACUUGUUGGGAUGAGCACUGAGUGUUAUAUGUAAGUGAUGAAUCAGUAAAUUCUGCUCCUGAAACUGCUACACUGUAUGUUAAGUAACUUGAAUUUAAAUAAAUAAAUUAGAAAAUAAUAAAGCAUGGCAUCUACUGUAGAAGAGUCACAUGGUGAAAUGACCAGAAUUAAAAGGUAAAAUACCAACAUGUGCUUUAACAUCCACAGAAUAAUCGAUGAGUGGUACCACCACACCUCCAGUUUCUAGAUUCUCCCCCAUUUUGCAACCCCUGCCAUUAGCUUGUAACCUUAGGAUUAACAGCAGGAAAUCUGGGGCCAGACUGCCUGGGUUCUAAUGAUAGCUCUGCACUCACUUGCUGUUAUUUUAAUCUCUCUACCUCAGUUUCCUGAUCUGUAAAAUGGGGGUAAUAAUAAUUCCAACUACAUCCGGAGUGUUGUGAGAAAUGAAUGAAUCAAUGCCUGUAAAGUGCCAGGCACGCUGCCUCCUGGUCUCAGUGACAACUGUUUCUCACUGAAAACAAUUACUGUAUACCAUUGUUUGGUUUAUAAGUAGUCUGAGAGACAUGGGAUAAUUUCAGAGAAAUUCUCUUUGAAAAUCUCAUGUAUGCUGAACCAGGGUGGAUUCAUUAAAUUAAAUGCCAAACCUGACAUUUCUUAGCACCCAGCCAGCCUCUUUUGCCAACUCACUAAGUGUGUGUGCCUCAUUCAGACUUCAGAAAAGGGACCGGCUUCCUGAGUGGCGCCCCCAGUCCCUGCUGUCUUUUGCUGGCAAGAAUACGAGACAUUCCCAAAUCUCCAGGCCGUCUGUACCCCAGCCUAAGUUUCUAGUCCAAUGUCCCAUCCAGCUAUCCUGGGCCUGUCCCUCUCCCUGCCUGGGUGCUACACGACAGGGCUCUGUGUGCCUGCAGUGGGAGCCAUUGCUUGCCUCCCUCUCCCUGUGCCUGGGGACCCACUCACACGAAGUUGGGGGGGGGGGGAGGGAGGGAAGAAACAAGGGUUUUUUGGAACCACGAUCUCUGGUGAAUGUCCUUCCUCGGAUCCUAUAUAAUGAGCUCCGGAACUCCUUUGCUUCCUUUGUGAUUUCUUUUGUCAUCUUUGCCUUCUCCUUCUUUUUUUUUUUUUUUUUUUAACUGUUUGUCUGCCUUUACCCUUCAAAGAAUUCAAAUCCUAAAACUAGUUGUUUUUUUUUUUAAA